Molecule: messenger RNA, 1573 nt
Organism: Prunus dulcis (almond)
Lineage: Eukaryota; Viridiplantae; Streptophyta; Magnoliopsida; Rosales; Rosaceae
Product: serine decarboxylase 1-like
Exons: 5
Coding region: 200-1573 (457 amino acids)
Biological process (GO): carboxylic acid metabolic process
Molecular function (GO): pyridoxal phosphate binding; carboxy-lyase activity
Source: RefSeq, a predicted model, not a curated record
UCUGCAAAGGGUUCUCUUUCUUCAGAUCCAACUUGUUUCAUUUCUUGUAAAAACAAAGUUUACAAUGCCUUGGAUUUGUUCUGCACUUUGUUCACUGUAAUGCUGCUUGUUUUCUAUGCAUCCAUUCUUUGAUUCCCUGCUUUAGCGUGACAAAAUUAAAGAAAGCAUCUUUUAAUAAAAUUACAUGACAUAAAUAGCAAUGGUUGGAAAUGUUGAGAAUGAGAAGAUCCAAGCGUUGCCAGAGGAUUUUGUGACAACAACGGUUGAUGAUGAGGUGGAGAAGAAGAGGGAGAUUUCGCUCGGAAGGAACGUGCACACCACAUGCCAUGAAGUGAGUGAGCCCGAUGACGACGAUGAUUCCACUGGCGACGGGGAAGCUUUUAUGGCCAGCGUCUUGGCUCGCUACAGAAAGUCUUUGAUUGAAAGGACCAAGCAUCAUCUUGGCUACCCCUAUAACUUGGACUUCGAUUAUGGUGUACUGGGACAGCUUCAGCACUUCUCCAUCAACAACCUUGGGGAUCCGUUUAUCGAGAGCAACUACGGUGUUCAUUCCAGACAGUUUGAGGUGGGCGUUCUGGACUGGUUUGCGCGCCUGUGGGAAUUGGAGAAGAACGAAUACUGGGGCUACAUUACAAAUUGUGGUACAGAGGGGAACCUUCAUGGUAUUUUGGUUGGGAGGGAAGUGUUUCCAGAUGGCAUUCUUUAUGCUUCAAAAGAUUCACAUUAUUCUGUGUUUAAGGCAGCAAGGAUGUAUAGGAUGGAAUGUGUAAAGGUGAACACUCUUGUCUCUGGUGAGAUUGAUUGUGAUGACUUCAAAGCCAAACUUCUUUGUCACAAGGACAAGCCAGCCAUCCUAAAUGUUAACAUUGGAACAACUGUUAAAGGAGCGGUUGAUGAUCUUGAUCUGGUUAUACAGAAACUUGAAGAAGCUGGCUUCACACACGACCGGUUCUAUAUCCACUGUGAUGGGGCUCUGUUUGGUCUCAUGAUGCCUUUCGUCAAACGAGCACCAAAAGUUACUUUCAAGAAACCCAUAGGAAGUGUGAGUGUUUCAGGCCACAAGUUUGUUGGAUGCCCAAUGCCAUGUGGUGUGCAAAUAACAAGACUGAAGCACAUUAAUUGCCUCUCAAGCAAUGUGGAGUAUCUUGCUUCAAGGGAUGCAACAAUCAUGGGCAGCCGAAAUGGGCAUGCUCCUAUUUUCCUUUGGUACACCUUGAAUCGAAAAGGAUACGGAGGGUUCCAGAAAGAAGUUCAGAAAUGCCUUAAGAAUGCACAUUACUUAAAAGACCGCCUACGCGAGGCCGGGAUUGGUGCAAUGCUGAAUGAGCUGAGUAGCACGGUUGUGUUUGAGCGGCCGCAAGAGGAGGAGUUUGUUCGCAAGUGGCAGCUUGCUUGCCAAGGAAAUAUCGCUCAUGUGAUUGUAAUGCCCAACAUCACCAUUGAAAAGCUUGGUGAUUUCUUGAGUGAGCUUCUUCAGCAUCGUGCCAAAUGGUUUCAAGAUGGAAAGCUUCAAGCUCCUUGUAUUGCGUCGGAUGUGGGCACAGAGAAUUGUCUAUGUGCUUCGCACAAGUGA